AGCUCUUGAGUCAUGGGGUUGUCAGAUUCCUCUGGGUGCUCGUCUCCAUCAGGCUGGUGGGAGUACUCAUGUUUAAGUGCGUCUUUUUUUGUCCUCAAGUGUUUUUUAAAAAGAAGCGGGUGUGGAGAAAUGGAGGGAAAGUGUGCACUGUGAACCAAAACUAUCAGCUUACACGUACACAUGAAACAACUUGUUUCAUGUAGCUGGAAGAAUGACCCAAGCUCACGUCCUCAUUCCUGGUAUGCCUCGAAGCUGACAGAGGAGGAGCCUCCUGAGAGAGAGGCUACCCAAGCCCCAGUCUGGCAGCCAAAGCAUGAAGCAAGGCCCAAAGAGUCGUCCACUCAAGGAGAUCAGAACAUUCAGCAUCAGCAAACCAGUCAGAUGAGCUCAGUGAAAAACAUGGAGAAACUUGAGCGUCCCUCACAUCUCUACCCAGCAGGUCGUCUUUCCCCAAAUAAAUACACCAGCAGUGCUGAGCCAAUCUGUGGACUGGGACCAGGCAAGAGGGACUCUGGGUUCAGCUGUUUCUCAAGUGGCUCCAGCCCCCCUGUUCAUGACCUUAAUGCAUCUGGUAGAAAGGGAACAAGCACUGAAAGCAUUUUCUUCAAGGGUGUUCACAAUGAAGGACCUCAGCAGAAUGAGCGGCCCAGAUAUCUGCAGCCAACACUGGGGAACGGAGGCUGGAAGGAGCAGCCAGCAUCUCGUGUUUCCAUUGCAGGGAGACCCAACGUAGGCCCAGUGUGGCAGGUACCAGACAGGAAAAAGUCUCAGUCUCCUCCUCCGCCACCUCCUCCCCUGCGUAGUGACAGUUUUGCAGCUACAAAGGUGUUUCCAUACUCUGAAGGUCCAGCAAAAAGCCACGGCACAUCAUUUGAAAAACUGCCAGAAAGUAACCACCACAGUGGCAUCAGAUCCCAUCAGGAGAAAUCCUCAGAAACCAGACGUAGCUUCAACCCAAUACCUGCCAAAGACUUCCUCCAUCCAAACAUGCCGGCUGAUUACAACCACAACCAGCUCAACCCCAACAAACACUUCUCUUUGUCCAGCAGUGAUGUCAGACAGUUUCAUUACACCCAACCACCUGCCCACCAGAGGCAGUUCAGUGAUGAAAGUCCCUUCUACUUCCUGCAGACUGGAAAGGCUCCUCCCACCAAGACUCAAAGUGUAGGAAGCUACUACCGCAGCCUCCAGGAUCUGCCCACAAAUGCUUUCAGCCGCAGGCAGAUGCCACACUCUGCAGCAUCCAUGGUAAGCACUGCUGCAAACCCAAACCUGGAGAGCGGAGGGCAUAAGAGAUACUACGGUCUUGCAAGUAAGACUGCGCAGUACAAGGCUAGGCAGGGCAAAACUGAAAGCCGGAUGACAGAAACAGAGAAACACCACUGGGUGAACAGCAAUGAAACAGGGUACCCAAGUUCCCUGAAGACUAACACUAAGGCAAAGUACUCACUGCCUCAGGCCCAAAUGCCUUAUAUUGAAAAUAAGGAAUGCCAUACCCAUUCCCACUUUGGGAAUGGACUUCACUACAACCACCAGACCUCUGAAAUUUCUGUUCAAAGACGUAGUCCAGAGGAUACUGCAAAGAGAGGUGAAGGUCACACUAAUGACAUGAAAAUACAGUUUCCAGUACAUCAAGUCAAAGAUCACAAGGCUAAUCUUCCAAGACAUCAAGACCCAUGGGUCCCUCAAGAAGACCAACGAAUAACCGCCCUGAAAACUCCACUCCUCCACUCCCUGACUCUGGAAAACAAGACUCUGGCAGCAACAACCACAACUGUCUUGUCCACCCAGGACACCAGUGACACCAUGGCUGCUAGCAGUGGAAAAGCAAAUCGCCGCAGUGACCGUUAUGCCACCACCCUUCGGAAAGAGAUCCAGCAGAAGCGAGCCCAGCUGCAAAAGAGCCGCAGUGCUGCAACUCUGACUUGUGAUGCAGAGGAUGAGGAUGCAGAAGAAUGGAGAUCUAUGGAAGCUUCUGCAUCUUCUGCUGCUUCCUAUUCAAAUACUUACAAGGACCACCUGAAAGAGGCGCAGGCCAGGGUCCUCCAGGCCACUUCCUUCCAGAGACGAGACCUAGAACCCCAGGGACCAGAGGCCUCUGUGCUUAAAACCUCAAAUGGGCGCGCUAGGGGACGUAAGCGAUGUCAACUGGCAAAGAGGACGCACUCUUUUUCAGAGCCUGAUAAAAUAGACAAAGUGGGAGUGGAAGGAGAAUCCCAAGCAGGCUCAUUUGGGGAGCGGAGGAAGUUCUUUGAGGCGAAACCAGCCUUUUCCAGGCCUGUACUGAAGUCAAGUCAGAGUGCAAACUCGAACACAGACCUGGAUGAGUCGGGCAAACCCAAAGGGAGAGCACCUUCUAUAGGGUCUGUUGAGCCUCCUCCAUCCACAGACCCCAACCACCUCAACCCUGGACAUAACGAAGUCUUACUAGAGCAGCAGAGGCUCGGAACAUUUGCUGAGUAUCAGGCCACAUGGAACAAGCAGAAGAAGUCAUCGGAAGGCAAGACGCAAGGGCGGUAUCACUCAGCGGAGAAUAUCUUAGAUGCAGGUGCAGAAGAGAAGGCCAUCUGCAUCCAUGAGAGAUCCAGAUCUUCGCCUUCUGCAGACUUCUAUACACAGAAAAUUCAUUCUGCUUGGAGAGACACUCAGGCCCAAAAGGGCAGUUCAGCUACCAGAGUGAAGUCGGAGAGUCAGAGUUAUGAGCCCGACCACAGCCCACAGCUGGUCGAGGGCCCCUCCCCAGGGCUCCCUGACCAAAGGACAAAUCCCGCUGCCAUUCCCGCCCACACCACACUGUCCUCCGGCCCUCGCAGCCUCAGCCCCAGCCCUGGUUCCAAGCACCCAGCCCAGCCGCCACAAACCCAGAGCCUCCUGCCGCCACCCAGGCCCCAUUUAGGCCUAGAAACCACAUCCUCCUCCCAGGAAUUCCUCGCUGGCGCCCAGGCAGAUCCGGCUGGAGUCCAGCCUCUGUCCAGCUCUGCCUCUGACACCCAGCACCAUGCUGCCACCUCCACUGCCGCUGCUGAUCAGGUCUCCUCUGCUGGCCCCGCCUCGGCCAGCUCCCCUCGCCUCAGAGAGAGGUCCUGUGCAGACGAGAGCAAAGCAGCUGAAGGACAUGAGGUGAAGGAACAGCCGGCUUCACCUUCUCCUUCCUCAUCCCCUCUCUCCUCCUCUUCCACCUCCUGCACGGCCCCUCUGCCUCUUCCCGGGCUCGAUGGAGCACGGUCCCCCUCGCCACAGUUUGCGCCACCGAGGCUGACCGACAGACCGCCCGCCGCGUCUGUGCAGAAUGACUCAAUGCUCAGGUCAGAAAGCGAAUCAAAGCGCCCCGCAGUGAUGGACGUUAGCGGUCAGGUGAGGAAAGUCCCCGUGAGGAUCAUUCACGCUGAGAGCAGCACAGGACGCGAGGGUCGAGCCUACCUGCCUCAGAACAGCGGGUCCUGCAGCCUGUCCGAGCUGCCACCACGCAUCCCUUCCCUGGGCGCCGCCGAGCGCUUGUCCUCAUCUCGGUUCAGCACCUACAACCGCCAGACGGCACAGGAGUCAGCCCCCAAGCCCAGUUCACCUGGGCCCCAACAUUCAGAGGAAGACGCCAAGAGAGAGGAGCUGGUGAGGGACAUUAUGGGUAAAGACAAGUCUCUGGUGGACAUACUGGACCAGAGUGGCAGGAAGACCACCAUGGACCUGAUGGAGGGGCUCUUCCCACCAGAGGAGGAGAUCCUGGAGGGGGCCCAGCAGCGCAGGAAGGCCUCAGCUGGAUCCAGACUGCUCACAUCGUCCCCCAGGAGCACAGACAGAAGGGAGGAGGAGGAAGUGUCUGUGUCAGCAGCCGCCUCGCUAGUCCCCAGCUCCUCCUACUAUAACACGUCAGCUCCUAAAGCUGAGCUCCUCAUCAAGAUGAAGGACAUGCAGGAGCAGCUGGAGGAGCAAGACUCAGAGGAUGAGCUGGAUGUUGAUCUGGUCAAUAAAAAGCAAGAGCUGAUCUCCAGCCUUGCGAAGAAGCUGGAGGUGCUGCGGGAGGCAAGGCAGAGCCUGCAGGAGGAUGUGGAGGACAACGAGGCUCUGGGCCGUGAGGUGGAGGCCAUCGUGCAGCGCGUCUGUCAGCCCAACCAGCUCGACAAGUUCCGCAUGUUCGUGGGAGACCUGGACAAGGUGGUGAGCCUGCUGCUGUCACUGUCGGGCCGGCUUGCCCGGGUGGAGAACGCCCUCAACAGCCUGGAGGAUGAAGCACCGCCAGAGGAGAAGCAAACCCUGACUGAGAAGCGAAAGCUGCUGAUGCGGCAGCACGAAGACGCCAAGGAGCUGAAGGAGAAUCUGGACCGUCGGGAACGACUGGUGUCCAGCAUCAUGGAGGCCCACCUGGACAUGGAGAGCCUGGACGACUACAGGCACUUCGUGAAGAUGAAGUCUGCGCUCAUCAUCGAGCAACGCAAGCUGGAAGAUAAGAUCAAGCUGGGCGAGGAGCAGCUGAAGUGCCUGUUGGACAGUCUGCCACUAGAGCAGAGGCCACUGCUCUGAAUCAGUCAAGAGGAUGAACCAUGUAGCAUUUUUAUAUGAACAUCUUUGAAUUGCGUGUGAGUUUAUGACCUCAGCCUAGAUUUGAUGCUGGUGAAGUUGCUGUUGUUUGUUAAAACCAAACUGAGGAGCCUCAGAAACCAAAUCAGACACCAGGAUUAGUCAGUUACACCUUAAACAGCUUAGAGUGGACCACCACUGAUUGUGAUUCUUGGACUCUCCUAGAGUAGCUUCACAUGACUCACAGGUUAAAAUUGUUCCUUUUUUUCCUUUUUUCUGGGCCCUGGUGCAGCACGACAACAGCUGUUUUACCUUCUAUAUGUCUGACUGGUUGCCCCUCGUAAACAGUGGGUGGGACUUCUCCACGACAUCAUUUAAAGCAAAGACUAGAAAAAAAACUGUCCAAAACCGAGUGUUUGGAUCUUUUGGGCCACGGGGAUGGCCAUACGUAGUAUGAACAUAAACAUAGAGCACAUAUAACAGGUCCACUUUAAAACUGUGGGGUGUUUUUGAUGGUCAGUUUUUACUCAGAAGGAUUCGACAACAACACAAAUGUGUUGUCAUUUGAUUAGUGGAAUCAUGCCAGGCAUGUUUGUCUUGGACAUACAGGGCGGCAAGAUACCUCUCUGCUUUGGUCUAUUUUUCACAUUAUUUUGCUGCUUAACAGACGUAAUUAAAGUCAGUAAUAGAUAAAACCAUUAUUGCAUGCCGGUGCUGUAUCAGAACUCCCCUUUUGGCAAAAUGGGCUCAGAGUGUCAGAACAUUACUCGUUACCCAAGCAGAGGCUGACAAAUACAUAUGAAACCAGAAACCAUAGACUGUAUAUAAAAGACGGAGGACCACAACGUCACCAUUUGGUUAGUGAAUUUCGCUUAUGAAGCCUUAGCUUGAGAUUUUUUGGUGUCUUUGUGCUUCAAAAGCAGACGUGUUGACAGAGGGUUGAACUUGACAGAGAAAUCAAAGACACUGUACACCCAUUGGCUAAUGACUCAUGAUUGACAAGUUGUUAGCCAAUGGUAUGCUCAUACUAAACUCAUGUGGCUACAGAGAGGAAGAGGAGUGCACUCAAUAGCUGGGCCCAAGUUACAGAGACAUAGUUGCAGAAUUUAACAUGAAUUUGUAUGAUUUCUCUCAGUUUUUCCCCAGCCCUCCCUUUUUUUCUGUCUUUAUAUUAAACCCACACUUCUUUAUAUUAAAAUAGGAGCCCCAGUGGCCCACAAAAUGGUGACCGCAAGCAUGUCUUGUUCUGAUCGUCAUUGGUGUCAGUAGACUGUCCUCUCAGUAGACAGGCUUAGUGACCCAGAGUGAAAUACUGAUAUCUUGGAAUAUAUUUAUCAAGCUGCACAGAAAACUUUGCGGCUUCAUGUGAAUAGGUCUUUGGCGAUUGAUCUGAUUGGUUGCCAUGUGUGUCACGUUUCAUUCAAAAAGACUUGAAAACAGUAACUGAAUAAUUAAGUGUUUACUUUGGUCACAAAGAUCUCUUUACUAUUAGCCCCCUUUACAACUGGAAGUCUUUUUAAACUAGAGGUAUCGCCCCCUGGUGCCCUUUAUUUUAAAAAAAAUGCAAGUUUAAGGUACUGCAGUGACGGCUUCCUGUUCCAACUUUUAUAUACAGUCUAUGCAAGGAACUCAAAGUACAGCUUUUUGUGGAAGAGCUGCGCCCCCUGUCUGUUUUGUGGAAUAAAGCAAACCAGCACAAAGUGAACCAACUCUAUGAUUUUAUCACACUAUUUAAACACCUAUUAGCCAAGGUCAAUAUAUUUAUCAAGUAAUAUUACAGUAAGGGUGAGUUUUAAUACAUACAUAUUUCUACACUGAGUGUUAAAUGCUGAUAGUGCUGCUCGCUGUGUGAAGCCUUUUUAAGCUAUGAAACUGAGCCUUUAUCUAGACCCUUGUGAAGUUUAAUACAUAGAACCGCCACCACACGUGAAUUAUGAUAUUUUCCUGAUUCCCCGUAUGAAAGCUGCGUUUCUUUUGCACCUCAUAAAACCAAAGCUCAUAAAACCGAAUUACGCUGUUACUUUGCUCACCCUGCAGUGUUUCCAGUCCCCUCUAAUGUUCUUUUUAUUUAACUUGCUGAAAGUGGCUGGGUCACGUAUGUUUUAUGUUUUUAAGGUAAUAUUUCGUAGUAAUUUAUUGUAAAGCUUUGUCUGGAAAUGUAUGUAAAGAAACACUUAACUGCUCAGCAAACGUUUCAACUUGGAUUACCCAGUGAAAAUCAUUUCUAAAAAAAAAAAGAAAGAAGGCAAGUUGUUUAAUUUUUUUUUUCAUGACAUACUUUUUUGUUGUCUAAUAAGAUUAGAAAGAACACGUUUGAAUCCAAAAUGGUAAAAAGAGUUACGAUCUGUUGAGGAAAAUAUUCUUCUAUUACAAACUGUUGCUUUCCAGAUGUUAUUUUUACAUGUGAUGCACAUCUCAUUUUAGAGUGAAGCUAUUUUAUUUAUGCCAGAAUAAAGGGUGAAUUUGAUAAAA
Neolamprologus brichardi is the source of this 6987-nucleotide messenger RNA. RefSeq names its product protein Shroom2. Gene Ontology annotation, biological process: actin filament organization. The record is from RefSeq and is a predicted model, not a curated record. Gene Ontology annotation, cellular component: apical junction complex; apical plasma membrane; cortical actin cytoskeleton. Lineage: Eukaryota; Metazoa; Chordata; Actinopteri; Cichliformes; Cichlidae. Gene Ontology annotation, molecular function: actin filament binding.